Molecule: messenger RNA, 2597 nt
Organism: Ostrea edulis (European flat oyster)
Lineage: Eukaryota; Metazoa; Mollusca; Bivalvia; Ostreida; Ostreidae
Product: deleted in malignant brain tumors 1 protein-like
Exons: 14
Coding region: 449-1999 (516 amino acids)
Cellular component (GO): membrane
Molecular function (GO): calcium ion binding
Source: RefSeq, a predicted model, not a curated record
UUAUUUUGGUAAACACCGUCAAUUAAUUCUUUCAUUUGAAGAUCACAGCACAACAGUGUCUUCUAAAGCAACUACACCACGGACAUCCAGAAAAACCAUUCCAGUUUAUGCACACACAGUAGGAAUUGCUGAUGUUCAGUUUCCAUACAGACAUGGAGGGCAUGUGAAACUUAAUGGGCAAGAGAUAUGUUUUAAUACAUUCACCAAAAUCGCCGGAGAGGCGUUGUGUCAGUCUAAAGGACUCAAAUACAGUUCCUUCUCUCGAACUAUUUUGUACAAUCGAUAUCGGUCACAAUUGCUACAUUGCUCGUCCAUUGAGCUGGCCUCGUGUUACAAGUUUCAGCGGAUCUGUCAGGAUGCCGUCGAUCUUUACUGCACAGGUUAUUCCACUGAACCAGUUGUCACAACAACCAGCGCUCCGACACUUGUGCGACUUGUCAAUGGUGAAAUGGAAACAGAGGGGAGAGUGGAGCUACUUCAUGACGGCAAAUGGGGAACAGUGUGUGACGACGAUUUUGACACGUCAGAUGGUGACGUCAUCUGCAGAAUGUUAGGAUACAAAGGGGCCAUUCGAGUUUUUGGCACUGCCCAUUUCUCCAACGGUUAUGGCCCUAUAUGGCAGGACAACCUGCACUGUAAUGGGGAUGAGGCAGACAUUGGGGACUGUGCCUCCAAUGGGUGGGGCAAUACCGACUGUGGACACGGCGAAGACGCUGGUGUUUCAUGUGAUCCCAACGACUUUCAAAUAGGAUAUUUCUCUCAGAGAGCCACGGUGGGAAAUCCAUGUAUUCUGACGUCUACUCCGUGUAGGAAUGGCGGCACGUGCAUAGCCGGCGCAAAGUACGGUUACAUUUGUAAAUGCCCUGUUGGUUUCGGAGGAACCUAUUGUCAAAGUGGAUUCGUCCGGACAACACCAAAACACACUUGCCAGAACAACACUUGUCAAAAUGGAGGAACAUGUUACCAAACCCGCCCCCAGGAUGACUACCACUGUUCGUGCCCGAGUGGAUAUACUGGAAACUUGUGUGAAACAGAUAAAAACACUGAAUCUAUUACUUCCGUUGGUUGCCUUGACGACGCAUGGAACAUUACGGUGUAUCUUCCACCGCUUCUUCAGAAAUACCCGGAUUUUAAUCCAAAGGAAUGCUACAUAGGCUUUGACAAUGCUAACUGCACGGGACAAUUGAACGGAAGCUACUUGUACUUUGGACAGGAUUACUCACAAUGCAAAACCAAAGAAAUGAAUUUGACAGAAGGUGUAGAAUACAGCAACGAGAUCAUAUGUGCCCACCACGACCCAUUAUAUCAUUUCAUCAUUCGUGAAAUUCAACUCCGCACGAACCUCCUGUGUAAAUUCUUCUCUUUCUCUUCCCUCACAACCAAAGAACGUCUUGUUCAUCUUCAGUUUUUCUCCAAUCCCUCGCUCUCGCGCUUGACGAAUUUCAAUACAUCUCAAGUUGGAGACAAUGUGUACGUAAGGGCGUAUAGUGACAUCACAAACAGUGCGCUCAGGAUGAGGCUCUCGCAUUGCUAUGUAACACCAACAAUUAUCACGGAUCCAAAGAUGCGGUAUUUUAUCAUCCAAAAUGGGUGUGUAAUUGAUCCAAACGCAGUCAUCUUUUACCAGGCUGUCCACGAGACGAGAUUCUCUUUUCAGUACUUUGAAUUCGCCACCAGUCGCGACCCCAUACACUUAUACUGUAAUGCUACUUUCUGCCCAAUCAAUGAUCAUUCCCCAACAUGUCGACCAACGUGUCAUAGUCACGUGAUCCGAAGGUCAGAUGGGGGUAACGUUAAUGACGACAUAGGUUACAAUGAUGAGGAGGAUUUCGAAGUUGAUUUACCCGACAAUCAGGCGCCAAAUGUCCAAUCAGAACACGACACAAGUGUGACGUCAGUUACCAUCAUAUCUGUUGUAUUUGGCGUUUUCAUCCUAGCCUUGCUGACAGUGGCAGUGGUUAUAAAAAUAAGGCCCAAAGAAAAUGUUUUGAAAAGAUGAGAUGUCCGCCUGCGUCAUCAAUACAUGAUUACGUCAUAAAUUCUGUUGCGCAAUCAGAAACGGAUAAGACAUCCUGUUCAGCAACCUUUCACUAUUACAUCAUGCAUCCAAAGAAAUCGGUUUAUUCACUGCUUUGAUCAUGAUUAUGCAUAAUGCGCUGACAUCAGCAAUUCAUAAAUAGCACUGUGCAAGCACAAAGUAUACACCAUAAAACAUUUUUCAUUUUAUUUCCUGAAAACCUCAAACACAUGCAUUUGUACAUUAACACAAAGUGAAAAAUGUGAUAUACAUGUGUUUUUAAUAAAACUAAAAUAUACUUUACAUUUUUUCUUUCAUAUGUACAUGUAAUUGUUACUUUCAAAAUAAGCCAGAAAUAAAAAACAAAUGUAAUGAACGUGUUUCAAACUUCUUGCAAUGUGAAAUACCUGCAGCAUGAUCUCAAGAAUUCAACUUGCAGAGAAGCAUUUAUUAACCUGGGAAACUUGUAAUACACAAUAAAUGUAUAUAUACACAUGGAAAGAAUUUGACAGCCGCAUGUUGACUAUCGCUUACUCCAUGAUAAAGAAAUUUUAUACUCAAGUCAAUAUAUAGUACCAAC